UGGAACAGCGAUAGCGAUUGCGCAGCGAUGGCGCACCGGUGGAGAGCGAUGGCGCAACGAUGGUGCAGCGGUGGAGAGCGAUGGCGCAGCGAUAGAACAGCGAUAGCGAUGGCGCAGCGAUGGAACAGCGAUAGCGAUGGCAGCGAUAGCGAUGGCAGCGAUAGCGAUGGAGCACCGAUUGAGAGAUGGCGCAGCGAUGGAACCAACGUUGCGAUGGCAGCUAUGGUACCAGCGUUGCGAUGGCGCUGCGAUGAGAGCGAUGGCGAUUGUCAGCGCUGCGAUGGUCAGGCGAGCGCGACGGCUGGGAUGGGGGAUAUAGCUUUGCGUCGUGAUGGCGAUGAGCUAAGCGCAUCGAUGGCGAUGGUGCAUAACGAGCAUUGGCGAUGGUGAUGAACUAAGCGCAUCGAUAACGAUGGUGCAUGGCUUAGCGCAUCGAUAUAGAAUGCCGUUGACAUUUGCAAAAUGUCCGAAUGACAGCGACACCGGAAUUUAUAGAUUUUCGGUGUUUUUGACCUCGACGCACAACAAAUCGCCGCGCCUCGG
This is a messenger RNA of Chara braunii, 543 nucleotides long. Lineage: Eukaryota; Viridiplantae; Streptophyta; Charophyceae; Charales; Characeae. The record is from the annotation of a GenBank genome assembly.